CCAACGCUGCGGAAACCUUUGUACCUGUGAUGUCAAAUCCAGUGGCUCCGCAGCCUCCUGCCCUGCAUUUUGCACCGUGGUGUCCCCGGGCAGAGCUCAGAGAUGUUCUCCGAACCCCAACCCUUUGCUUUGACGUUUCCAGCUCUCGCCUUUGAGAGCUUAGCACCGGUGUCUGGGAACGCUAAUACCCAGCAGCUAAGUCACACCAAGUAGACUGGGCUUUCUGUCUAAACAGAGAAAAAAGGAAAAUAGCUUCAAGUGUUUUCACACUUAGAACUGAGAGGGGAAAAAAAAAAAAAUCUCCUUUUUAGAACGCUUCACCAGUACAGUAUUGGGACUGUCUAUUUAACUGCAGCAUCUUGCAGUUGUGCCGUUUCUUAGCACGUAACAAUUCGUUGUUGCUUUUCUUUUUCUGCUCAUUUUGAGGAGAGGCAAUGGAACAAGGAUUACGAGACUGCUGUAGAUCCAUCCGCAUCGGAAAAAUCCUGAUCCAGAGCGACGAGGAGACGCAACGAGCGAAAGUGUACUACGCAAAGUUCCCCCCAGACAUCUACAGGAGGAAGGUUCUUCUCAUGUACCCAAUCCUGAGUACUGGUAAUACUGUCAUUGAGGCUGUCAAAGUUCUCGUAGAACACGGCGUACAACCCAGCGUCAUUAUCCUGCUGAGCCUGUUCUCCACACCGCACG
Molecule: messenger RNA, 687 nt
Organism: Egretta garzetta (little egret)
Lineage: Eukaryota; Metazoa; Chordata; Aves; Pelecaniformes; Ardeidae
Product: uracil phosphoribosyltransferase homolog
Exons: 2
Source: RefSeq, a predicted model, not a curated record